Messenger RNA from Pomacea canaliculata, 2663 nucleotides. RefSeq lists its product as uncharacterized. The coding region runs from base 135 to 2282 and encodes 715 amino acids. The transcript is spliced from 2 exons. Lineage: Eukaryota; Metazoa; Mollusca; Gastropoda; Architaenioglossa; Ampullariidae. The record is from RefSeq and is a predicted model, not a curated record.
GGUUCGUAUGAGCUCUGGAAGUGGCCAUAGCUUGACCGCUACAAUUCAAGAGAGGAUUUCUGAACAUCACAAGGAAAGGAGCAGUCAACCGUCACAUCGCAGUGCUGAUAGAUACACUGGGUCACAUACCUAGAAUGCCGAUAUCCAGAUUCAGUAUGGUGGUUCCAUGCCAUGUACUUCAGACCAGUGGAGGGGAGACAGGGUCUUACGAAUCACGCAGGGGUUCGGCGAGACACAGGAAUCCCUUGGGAAGUUUCGAAUGUCAUUUCACCAGUAAAUGCCCAGUGGCUAAGAGAAGCAAAGCUGAUACGCCAAAUAAAAACGAGGAACCAACAGAGGGGGAAGAGGUGAAUCAAGAAGACGAGGCAGGAAAGUGUGUGGUCGAAGACGUGAAUCUACAUGGCUCGGCCUGUUCACUCCAGGUCCACGGGAGCUUCAUUUCCCGGUCAGCUGCUUGCGCUGAUCACGAGACUUCCAGCUGCCUUUACCCGGAGGAUACUCGAGCAGAUCAAGAAUAUUUAUCUUCCCUCCUACCUCAAGAUAUACGAGAGGACCAAGAAAACGGAUCCAGCAUACCCGCAGAUCCAAACCAGCUGACCCACACUGAAGCACUUGAUGACCUCUCAGAUCAGGAGAAAUUGGCCUGCCCUCAAGGACCAGAUGCACGUGUUGAUGAAGAACAGCUGGCCAGCCUCCAAGGACCAGAUGCACGUUUUGAUGAAGAACAGCUAACCAGCCCCCAGGGACCAGAUACACUUGUUGAUGAAGAACAGCUGGACAGCCCUCAAGGACCAGAUGCACUUGUCGAUCAAGAACAGAUGGUCUACCAACAACAAGAUGCAAUUUUAGAUCAAAAACACUGGGGCUGCCCGCAUGAACAAAAGUCACUUAUAAAACAAGGGGAACUGACCUGCCCUCAAGGACAAGAUCCACUUGUAGAUCAAGAAAACCUGACCUGCCCUCAAGGUCAAGAUCCACGAGAGGACCAAGAAAACGGAUCCAGCAUACCCGCAGAUCCAAACCAGCUGACCUGCACUGAAGCACUUGAUGACCUCUCAGAUCAGGAGAAAUUGGCCUGCCCUCAAGGACCAGAUGCACUCUUUGAUGAAGAACAGCUGUCCAGCCCUCAAGGACCAGAUACACUUGUUGAUGAAGAACAGAUGGCCAGCCCUCAAGGACCAGAUACACUUAUUGAUGAAGAACAGAUGGCCAUCCCCCAAGGACCAGAUGCACUCUUUGAUGAAGAACAGAUGGCCAUCCCUCAAGGACCAGAUGCACUCUUUGAUGAAGAACAAAUGGCCAUCCCCCAAGGACCAGAUGCACGUGUUGAUGAAGAACAGAUGGGCAGCCCCCAAGGACCAGAUGCACGUGUUGAUGAAGAACAGAUGGCCAUCCCCCAAGGACCAGAUGCACGUGUUGAUGAAGAACAGAUGGCCAGCCCCCAAGGACCAGAUGCACGUGUUGAUGAAGAACAGAUGGCCAUCCCCCAAGGACCAGAUGCACUUGUUGAUGAAGAACAGAUGGCCAUCCCCCAAGGACCAGAGGCACUUGUCGAUCAAGAACAGAUGGCCAUCCCCCAAGGACCAGAUACACUGGCCUGCCCUCAAGGAAAAGAUCCACUUGUAAAUCAAGAACAGGUGGCAGGAAAACAACGAGAUGGUGCACGUGAAGAUCGUGAAAGUUUGGGUUACAGCUCUCGCCGCCGGGAACCACUGAAGCCUAACUCAAGCGGCCAGCAAACGUGGCUGAAUAUUGCUUAUGCUUUCGUGGGCUUGUGUAUUAUGACCUGCGCUGGAGAUCCACAGCAGCGCUGUAGGAAAGAUCAGAACUUGGUGCCUCUUCACGACAGCUUGUGCGACUGUGCUCCCGGAUGUCGAUACCUAGGAGAUACUUUCGAGAACUGCCGACGAGGGUUCUCGGAGGACAGUCUUUGUUUCUGUGAGGAAUGUCCGCCAGGACAGCUGCGUGAUAACAAUAACGAGUGCGUUCCACCUGGCUGGGAUAAGCCGGUAUCCACCUCGACACCCAAUUUAACCCAAGACAUCACCACAAAGCCGACUCUGGAUUUCCUUACUGAGCCUACCUGGAACACCAGCGGCGUGCCGGACGACAACAUGACGAAAUCGUCAGGUACAACCCAUAGGUUUGGGCUAGUGCCUGAUGGGCUGAUUAUCAUUUUUGUCUUCAUUGCAGCGUGUGCUCUCGUGAUUCUCUGUAAGUAUGAAAGGACAAGGAAUGCGCUCCGUAACUGUAAUCCGAUGUACAAACAAUUGUCCACUUAGGGUCUAGCUGGGUGCAUCUAAACAUACCUUAAUGUAUACUUUUCUGUCUCUGGUGGAUUUAGAAUCCAUGACAACGAAUGUGCUUCCUAAGAAAUUUUUCUCUACAUAUUGGAGUGUACAUGCUAAUAAACCGUUUAUAAUGUCUCAUAACAUCUCUCCAGAAAAAAAUAUUUUUUUUUUCAUAACGAAGGUGGCUUAUUCACCACCAUAAACACCAGUUUUGAUUAACUCUGGUGAAACAACCACAUUUAUCCAAUGAGACAUUGUCAAAGAUGUCACGAACAAAUGAUUUUGAAUGUGGCUUUGAAAGAUCUGAGAUUCUGCAUUUUUAUUCUUCGCUAAAAUGUACAGACUCACCGCUCUUUUUAUUCUUGCAGGCUU